AUGGAAGAGCUGGUGGGGCUGCGUGAGGGCUCCUCGGGGAGCCCUGUGAGCCUUCGGGAGCUGUGGGGCCCGUGUCCCCGUGUCCGCCGGGGCAUUCGAGGUGGCCUGGAGUGGCUGAAGCAGAAGGUGUUCCGCGUGGGGGAGGACUGGUAUUUCCUGAUGACCCUCGGGGUGCUCAUGGCCCUGAUCAGCUACACCAUGAACUUCGCUAUCGGGCGCGUGGUGCGAGCACACAAGUGGUUAUACCGGGAAAUUGGGGACAGCCACCUGCUCCGGUACCUCUCUUGGACCGUGUACCCUGUGGCCCUGGUCUCCUUCUCCUCCGGCUUCUCCCAGAGCAUCACGCCCUUCUCAGGAGGUUCUGGAAUCCCUGAGCUGAAGACUAUCCUGUCCGGCGUGGUGCUAGAGGACUACCUGGACAUCAAGAACUUCGGGGCCAAGGUGGCAGGCCUCACCUGCACCCUGGCCGCCGGCAGCACCAUCUUCCUGGGCAAAGUGGGCCCCUUCGUGCACCUGUCUGUGAUGAUCGCUGCCUACCUGGGCCGGGUGCACACCAAGGCCAUUGGGGAGUCUGAGAACAAGAGUAAGCAGAACGAGAUGCUGGUGGUGGCAGCAGCGGUGGGCGUGGCCACAGUGUUCGCAGCGCCCUUCAGUGGGGUCCUGUUCAGCAUCGAGGUCAUGUCUUCCCACUUCUCUGUCUGGGAUUACUGGAGGGGCUUCUUUGCGGCUACCUGCGGAGCCUUCAUGUUUCGCCUCCUGUCCGUCUUCAACAGCGAGCAGGAGACCAUCACCUCCCUCUACAAGACCAGUUUCAGGGUGGAUGUCCCGUUCGACCUGCCGGAGAUCUUCUUUUUUGUGGCGCUGGGGGCCAUCUGUGGCAUCGUGAGCUGUGCGUACCUCUUCUGUCAGCGAACUUUCCUUGGUUUUGUCAAGACUAACCGGGUUAUCUCCAAACUGCUGGCCACCAGCAAGCCUCUGUAUUCCGCUCUGGCGGCCUUGGUUCUCGCCUCCAUCACUUACCCCCCUGGUGUGGGCCGCUUCCUGGCUUCUCGGCUGUCUAUGAAGCAGCAUCUGGACUCACUGUUCGACAACCACUCGUGGGCGCUGAUGACCCAGAACUCAUCCCCACCCUGGCCCAAAGAGCUCGACCCCCAGAAUCUGUGGUUUGAAUGGUACCACCCACAGUUCACCAUCUUUGGGACCCUCGCCUUCUUUCUGGUUAUGAAGUUCUGGAUGCUGAUUCUGGCCACCACCAUCCCCAUCCCUGCUGGGUACUUCAUGCCCAUAUUCAUCUUUGGAGCUGGCAUCGGGCGCCUCAUAGGGGAGGCCCUCGCUCUUGCCUUCCCCGAGGGCAUCGUGGCCGGAGGGGUCACCAACCCCAUCAUGCCUGGGGGGUACGCCCUGGCAGGGGCUGCAGCCUUCUCGGGGGCCGUGACCCACACCAUCUCCACGGCACUGCUGGCCUUCGAGCUGACUGGCCAGAUAGUGCACGCACUGCCCGUGUUGAUGGCCGUGCUGGCGGCCAACGCCAUCGCCCAGAGCUGCCAACCCUCCUUCUAUGACGGCACCAUCAUUGUCAAGAAGCUGCCAUACCUUCCAUGGAUCCGAAGCCGAAAAAUCAGCUCUCACCGUGUGAUCGUGGAACACUUCAUGAACUGUGCCAUCACCACGCUGGCCAAGGACGCACCACUGGAGGAAGUGGCCAGGGUUGUGACCUCCACAGACCUGGCCAAGUAUUUCCUGGUGGAGAGCACAGAGUCUCAGAUACUGGUGGGCACUGUGGGAAGGGAGGACUUGGUGCAGGCACUCCGGGCUGAGCCUCCUUCCUGGACUCCAGGGCACCCGUGUCUUCGGGACCUCCUGGCUGGGGGCUGUCUCAUAGAGCCCGUGACCCUGCAGCUGUCUCCGGAGACCUCCCUGCACCAGGCACACAACCUCUUUCAGCUGUUGAAACUUCAGUCCCUGCCUGUGACAUCUCUGGGCAGAGCUGUGGGCUCUGUGUCUUGGGUGGAGUUGAAGAAAGCAAUUUCCAGCCUGACAAACCCACCAGCUCCAAAGUGA
This is a messenger RNA of Enhydra lutris kenyoni (northern sea otter), 2061 nucleotides long. RefSeq names its product chloride voltage-gated channel Ka. Gene Ontology annotation, biological process: transmembrane transport; chloride transport. The transcript is spliced from 19 exons. Gene Ontology annotation, cellular component: membrane. The record is from RefSeq and is a predicted model, not a curated record. Gene Ontology annotation, molecular function: voltage-gated chloride channel activity. The coding region runs from base 1 to 2061 and encodes 686 amino acids. Lineage: Eukaryota; Metazoa; Chordata; Mammalia; Carnivora; Mustelidae.